Molecule: messenger RNA, 2700 nt
Organism: Ruditapes philippinarum (Manila clam)
Lineage: Eukaryota; Metazoa; Mollusca; Bivalvia; Venerida; Veneridae
Product: retina-specific copper amine oxidase-like
Exons: 4
Coding region: 153-2663 (836 amino acids)
Biological process (GO): amine metabolic process
Cellular component (GO): plasma membrane
Molecular function (GO): primary methylamine oxidase activity; copper ion binding; quinone binding
Source: RefSeq, a predicted model, not a curated record
GUAAUUCUAAAUAUAGCACACUUUAAAUGAACGAUUAUUGAUCAGGAAGGAAAGAAAUGGUUAAAGAUAACACAUUUUAUGGUAUAAAUUUAACAUGUAGGUUUUACAUUUCGAAGUUUAUUGGAUAUUAAGAAAUAAGAUACUCCAGAGAUAUGACGAGCCGCAACACAAAUGGCGACUAUGACAGCGUUCUAUAUACAAAAGUGAUGACGAAUGGUUUGGACGAAGAUAAUGACAUGUCCGACGAGGAAGAGGUUGUCAUCGAGAAGAAAUCUCUUAUAUCAGACAAUAAGUUAUUAAACGAAAUGCCAAGGAGCUCAAGGAAUAAUUAUUGCUGCGUUAAUAGAAGGAUAACGACAUACAUUCUAUUUAUAUUUGGCGCUAUGCUAUUUAUAGCUGGCUUUAUAAUCGGACUUCUAAUUGGAGGAUUGAUCCACAAUUUUAACCAAUCAGAAGACUCAAAAAUCAAACACCCAAUGAUGUCACAUAAUAGUUCUUGUAAUUGUUCAUUUAAUUCACCUCACAUUAUUUUGUCGACAACGGAAGAUAGCAAAGAUGUUGUGAACGUUACUCCCGAGAAAACGACGAGAAAAACAACAACACAUUCGACGGUAGUUACACAAACACACAGUUCGACAGUCACUAAGUCUUGUAAAUCAUGCAAAUCCCGCAAUCCUUUUGAGUCUGGAGUUCAUGACCCAAGCGCGUCUCUUUUCGCACCAAUGACAACCAACGAGAUGAAGGCUGUCUCCAUAGCAAUGAUAACUAAAAAUUACGUGUCAAACGAUCCAAAGUUCGGUGAUGACAGACUUUCGCAUAUGUACCUUUAUCCUGUGAUAAAAGCUGAAGCACUUAAUCAUCUUGAUAAGAAAAUGCCAUUCCCCGGAAGAUUUGCAAAAGUUCAUGUUUAUCGCCCGACACAUGAUCCACCGGAUGUUAUGGAGUACAAAGUUGGACCGCUUAAUGUUUCAUUUCAAGAUAUGACAGUCAAAAAGCUACUAAAUGACGGAGAUGUCCACUUUAACAGACGACCUUACGACGUGUUGGAAUCUAGCAAGCUCUAUGAAAAGAUUAAGGUAGAAAUAAAAGCUAUCGCAUCACUGUUGUAUGAAAGCUUUGAUGGAAUGAAUGUAUCUAAAGACACUUCGCAGGAACUUUCUUAUCAGCCUACACUAGACAUAAACGACCGUACUUCCGGUAUGGUGUUAGUUUCAAAUACAGGAAGACCGGAUACACUUCGUCUACUUCCGGUUUCAUGCACCAUUCAAACAUCCGGGGACUGGUUUCCCUUUCAAAAAACUGCAUCUGAUAUGCAAGAAGCGUUUGAUCAAAUGAUACUGCGUAAAAUCCAUUUCCCGAAAAUGCAUCGUGAAUCUCACAAAGGCGAUUUUCUACGAGUCAGAAAUACAUCUUUACCAUCACGUGAUCUAUCCGACAUUCCUCCUCCAAGAACUUAUGAGCCGGAAGGCCCCCGGAUUUUUAAAAAGGGAGGAAAUGCCUUACGAAAUUAUCAACUUUCCCAAGAUAUUACACUUCUGUAUUCAUCUCAAACAAAUGGUCACGGGCCCCCAGUUUUAAGUGAUACAUUCUUUUUGAUAGGGGAUUAUAAUAGGCCAAUUUACGAUGUCGAUUGUCCUAAACGAAGUAGUAUUCUAAAUGCAACUACAUUUUUUGCAGGAUCGCCAAUAGAUAUGAACGCGAUUUGUGUUUUUGAGGCAGAUGGUCAGAGACCAUUAUGGCGGCACGGGUCACGUGGUUUAGCAGAUCAUUACCUCGUGGUCCGGGCACCGAUAAGUGUAGGUAACUAUGAUUAUGUUUUUGAAUGGAAUUUCCAUCUUGACGGUCGUCUGAAGACUAAAUUGACAGCGUCUGGAUAUCUUUUUGGAGCGUUUUACGACCCAGAUGACCCAAUGGUAGCAGUCGAUAAAAGUUUCACUCCUUUUGGAUAUAGACUUGCUGAAUAUUUGCUCGGACCGAUUCACGAUCAUACAUUCUCCUUCAAGAUUGAUUUAGAUAUAUUCGGAACUAAAAAUAGUUUUGAAACUGUAAAAUGGAAGGCAGGAAGCACUACAGAUGCCUUUCGAUCGGAGAGCAAUAUUAGCCGAAAGCCUGGUUAUAUUUUAUUCAAUCAAACACGGUAUGUCAACAGUGAAAUACUUAAACACGAAAACAGUUUUAUUUUAGAUACGAAAAAUCCAAAAGUGUGGGCGGUUGUUAAUGAAAAUAAAAUAAAUGCGUGGGGCGCAAAGAAAGGUUAUCGGGUCAUUCCCCAUUCAAAAUACGCCGAAAACUUUGACAGUCACAUGAUGCUACAUGUUUGGGACCAUUUAAAGUAUCAACUUGCUGUUACUAAAAGGAAGGAAUCCGAACAGUACUCUACUAACUCUUUAUACGUCAUCACGCAUCCAUUAACAAUGCAACAAGGGAGUAAUGUAAUGAAAUUAGACGAUGAUCCAGUUCAAAAUGAAGACAUUGUUCUUUGGAUUAGUGAAAAGUUUUAUCACCUGCCGACGUCCGAAGACGUGCCAAUGACACUUCCGGCGGAAGCAGGAUUCACUUUAAAACCGUUCAAUUACUUUGACAGGACACCUGUGUUUGAUUUACCUGCGCGUUAUUCGAAAACCGAUCCAUACGAGAAUAUUCCUUGUUUUGUCACAGACUGAAGGGUUUUGAGACAAUACUGUGCUUAUCAUAUGAAAU